This is a messenger RNA of Seminavis robusta, 2998 nucleotides long. The record is from the annotation of a GenBank genome assembly. NCBI's taxonomy places the organism in Eukaryota, Bacillariophyta, Bacillariophyceae, Naviculales, Naviculaceae.
GGAGCAGCAAAGAAAAAUGAGGGACAGCCUCUACUAAAAAUAGCGAGGACAAGCAAGGACAACACCAUCUUUGUUUUAGUUUGCCAUCAUACAAUUAAUAGUAGUCUAUCAACCAUGGAACCUGACGGGUCUCGCGCUGAUCAAGAAUACCAAGAUGAAGGAGCCUUACAAGAAGAUGUACCGGUAGGUGCUGGAACAGGGGUAUCUUCAGGAGGUGUGGGAGCAAGAGCCUCCAUUCCCGUGGCUUCUGCUACCCCCAUUGCCACUCAGACCAAUGCGGCUCACAAGACUGCAGAUGAUGAUGCGGAUGAAGCCCCUCUGGUUUCUGUCCUGCUAGUACCAGAGUCUGAUGAAUCUGAAAAAGAUGAAAAAGACGAUGAAGAAGAAGAGCAGCAAGAAGAUGGGAAUCAGACCAUUCAGAAUAAGGUUAGGGUCAAUUUUGCCAAAGUCAAAAGAGAUCCUGAGGAAAGACAUGGACUAGCUAAGCAUGGACUAGCUAAGCCAAAGGAGGAAACUAGCAAUCAUAUGAGUACUGAAGUGGAUAGCAGCAAUGGAUCUGUUCUGUCAGUCCCUGAUUCCCCAGCUGGAGAUCUUUGGACUCCUAGCUUGAUUCACCUCAAGAUUGAUGCUGUCAGUGACGAACUUUCUCCCUCCCAUGCAGCAGCUGCAGCUAUAGUACCAGUACCAGUACCAAUGCCUACACCAGCACUAACACCAGCACUAACACCAGGCACCAAAUCGCCCAAGAGUAUUGCAGAGGAACCACAGGAUAGCGCGGAUAGCAUGGGCAAUGGCGAUGAAGCUAGCAAACAGGGAAAUGGUCCUCCAUCACCUGAUAAACUACCAGAACCACCACUGGUGCCCACGCCACCUCAGGAUGGAAAUCAUGACACACCACCACCACCGCCAACCACAAACGCACUCACCACGACUACUAAUGCAUCCACCAGUAUCCACAGAAGCACCAUGAGCAUCAACGACAACAGCACCCACAAUCACAACAAUGACGAAACACCACCACCACAAGACAAUAUCAGAUGUGCUUGCCAGGCAUCCAAGAGAACUUGUCGGGCUCUCACGGUCGCUACUCUCGUCAUUGCGGCAGUAGCAAUCGCUGUCGUUAUUCUAAAUGUGACCGACAGUGCCAUGUCCGUCGCUGACAGUGCUUCCAGGGACAGUUCCAGCGCAAGUUCUAGUACCACCAGUGGCAGCAGUGAUAUCAUUACUCCAGCACCCAUCCUUCCAGCAAAUACAACCACCCAACCAUCAGCACAAGAGAUGACAACCAAGAAUCCUACCACCAGUCCCACCGGUACUAGUACCGGUGGUCCUACCACCAUCCCGUCAUUUUCGCCAUCGAUAAAGCCAACUACAGGUUCGGGAAGACCCUCCAAUGACCCAACAGCAGACCCAACCGUUCAUCCAUCGCCAAACCCAUCCAUCAACCAUACUUUCCGUCCUUUUGUUACUAGUGGUCCCAGCAGCGACCCAUCAUCAUCAUCAUCAUCAUCAUUACCACCAUCGGCAGGAAUUCCAACACAAACGCCAACAAAUGGCACAACCAUGUCGCCAACAUCCGCGCCAUCCACGACGAACCCAACGCAAAGGCCCACCAAAGAACCAACACCAGAUCCAACCCUUCCUCCAUCCACCAUCAUACCCAUACCCUUGGCUACCCGCAGCCCAACGUCCAUGCCAUCCACGCUUCCACCAACGCAAAGGCCCACCAAUCGCCCAACACCACGACCAUCCACAUCCCCCCCAACCAAAAAGCCAACGUUAAGGCCAACCACUCCUAACCCAACACCACGGCCUACCAAUCGCCCAACACCCCGGCCAUCAUUACGGCCCACUAACCGACCAACAUCACGGCCAACAUUGAGGCCCACCAACCCACCAACAACAGGACCUCCGACCACAAUCAAUCCCACCACAAGACCUCCAACAAACAAUAAUUCACCCACAGCAAUGCCAACCAAUGAAACAACUAUUCUCAGUCCUAGUCCCACUCCACAGCAGCCACUCAUUACAAGUAUUCCAACCACAGCCACAACAGAAACAGUUGAACUGUUUGGAACAACCUACUACGUCGCAAACACCACAGGAAUUGAUAGGGCAGAUGUUGAUCUCAUGGGAACCAUUCCCACUCAGAUUGGAUUGUUGACUCGGCUGCAUCGGUUGAGCUUCUCGUCCAAUGACUUGAGCGGAAGCCUUCCAUCGGAAAUUGGCAUGUUGACUGGGUUGGUUUUCUUCAGUUUGAGUCGGAAUAACCUCAGCGGUAGCCUGCCGACCGAGAUAGGCUUGCUGACUCGAUUGGAAACCUUGACCUUGUCCCGGAAUAGUUUCAGCGGGAUCAUACCAUCUGAGAUUGGGGCGUGGACGGCACUUGCCGAGUUAAACUUUCAUGUCAACAACUUUAGCGGGAGCAUUCCCUCGGAGGUCGGAUUGUUGACUGCAAUGACAGAGUUGAACCUGUACGUCAAUGGCUUGAACGGACACAUCCCAUCGGAGAUAGGCUUGUUGACUGGAUUCACCAUGUUGAACUUGUGGCAAAAUAGCUUGAGUGGAAGCCUGCCGGAAGAGCUUGGGUUCUUGACUGGAUUGGUUUAUUUGAGCGUGUUGCAGAAUACCUUGAACGGAAAUAUUCCACCAGAGCUCGGAUUGUUGGCGGGUUUAACUACCUUGAGCUUGUCUGCAAAUAGCUUGAGCGGGAACGUUCCAUCCGAGAUAGGACUUUUGACCGGAUUGACUACGUUGGGGUUGAAUGACAACCAGUUGUUGGGUAGUGUUCCGGCCAAUCUGUGUUCCAGCCCAAGCUUAACUUCGAUAACUGUUGACUGUGAUCCAGACCCUUUUCCUGUGGCAUGCACCUGCAAUGCAUGUGGAUGUGGCUAAGCAUAUUUUCAAUGGCAAUGAACGUUACAGCAUAAAUAUGUGACAAUUUAUAAAGCUCUAUCGAUGCAUUCUUUUUUAAGGUUGUAGUACCACGACUUCCGAC